This is a messenger RNA of Amphimedon queenslandica, 1214 nucleotides long. RefSeq lists its product as uncharacterized. NCBI's taxonomy places the organism in Eukaryota, Metazoa, Porifera, Demospongiae, Haplosclerida, Niphatidae. The record is from RefSeq and is a predicted model, not a curated record. Gene Ontology annotation, molecular function: protein binding. Bases 50 to 874 code for a protein of 274 amino acids. Gene Ontology annotation, biological process: signal transduction. The transcript is spliced from 2 exons.
GUUUCAACAUCUUGAUAUUGCUGCACAGCUUUCAGAAAGAGAAUUUUUGAUGCCAGCACUUCUUCCUCUCAUUGAUAUAUCUGACACUGAGGUAGCUACUCUUAAAACAACACCUUUACUUUUCUACUUUAAAGACAGAGCUGUUCCUAUGGGCCUCUUUUGUGCUGUUAUAGUGCAUCUUCUCUCAGACUCUUGGAGAAUUACUUCCAGGCAAGGAAAUUAUUCUAAUUUUUUUACAUUGCAAAAAACAAUGGAAGGUUGUCAAAUUAUAAACUUGACUCUAGUAGAACAGCUUGAUUGCAUUGAAAUACAUUGUGGAAAAACUGCUGAUAGAGUCAAAGUUAAAGACGCUGUAGAAAAAUCCAUUAAAGAUGUAAUGGAGAAGAAAAAUAUUGAUGAUGAGUUACCAAUUCUGGCAUUUUAUUGUUCAUGUGGUGAUGCAAGAGAUCAUAAAGCUACAAUAAAGAAUAGCACAAUAAAAGAAGACUUUAUCAUUGUUAACUGUGAAAAAUUUGAUGAUGAUAUAGAGGAAAAAUCUACAGAAAAUUGUUCAUGGCUUACUAGCAAAAGAGAUAUAAAAGAUGAAUUUACAAAAAUCCUCCACAUUGGUGAUUUAAAGGAAAUAAUCACAAUAUUACAGGAAAAAGAGUUUCCAUUUGACAAAUGGUUUGAUUUUGGAUUAAGGUUGGAUGUUACUUAUAAUCAGUUACAAGUUAUUAAAAAUGACAUGAGAGAAAGCCAUCCUUGUCUUCGUGAAUGCCUUGCAAAAUGGUUGAUAACUGGUAAAGCAAGAUACAAAGAACUAAUUGAGGCUGUUAAAGGUAUUGGUGAAUGUGCUGUAGCUGAUGCUAUAGAACAUUUAAGUACAAAAUAAUUUUUGUGUUACUAUUAUUAUAGGAAAUCUGUUUUCUUUAAAUUAAAAUACUCCAAGACUAACUAGAUUUAUAGAUUUUUAUAGGUGUACAUGUACAAACUCAUUUGAAAAAAUAAUCUAAUUUGACUAUUCUUUUAUUUUUCUUAAUUUUGGUUUGUAUUGUCUUCCGUCUCCUCUACUCUUUAUUUUGGUUUUGCGUGUCCUUCUUGUGAUAUCAGUAUAUACUUUAGUUUGUAUAUGUCAUUGCUAUGUCAUUUUUGCUUUUGUUUUGUGUUAUAUUUUAAAACCUAAAGAAUGAGAGGAAGAGAGGGAGGAAGGAGAGAAAUUAUACAUAAUAUUC